This is a messenger RNA of Heterobasidion irregulare TC 32-1, 150 nucleotides long. RefSeq lists its product as uncharacterized. The record is from RefSeq and is a predicted model, not a curated record. NCBI's taxonomy places the organism in Eukaryota, Fungi, Basidiomycota, Agaricomycetes, Russulales, Bondarzewiaceae. Bases 1 to 150 code for a protein of 49 amino acids. The transcript has a single exon.
AUGGAGCCGUUUCAUACCACUUUCACGGCCAAGAGGCGAGAUGGGUCGUAUAUUACGACGAUAAACCCGCACACUAAGGCGGAGACCAACCACCACCACCUCUAUAUCGCUCCGAGCCAGGCGGCUCUAGAAAUGACAGCCCGUCAUUAA